AUGACGAAAUACGCCUUGAUAACAGGAGCCUCUUCAGGUAUCGGCUACUGCUUAGCGGAGGGGCUUUCGCAGCGCGGGUACACCGUGAUUGGAUGCUCCCCCCCGCAAGUCUUGUACGGGCAGAAGCCAUUGGAGAAAAAAUACGGCUUGAUCUCGAUCCCGCUCGACAUCACCAACGUGGCCAACAUUGACGCCGUGGCUAAACAAGUGGGCGAAAUCACCCAGGGCAAAUUGGCGAUCUUGUACAAUAACGCCGGUAUAUCUAUCGCGGGCCCCGCGAUUGAGAUUGACGAAGACGCGUUGGACAAGUUGUUCCAGGUGAAUGUGCUUGGCCACAUCAACGUCACUAAGGCCAUGGCUCCCUAUGUCAUCAACGCCAAGGGCACGAUCGUGUAUACGAGUUCCGUUGCUGCGCGUGUGCCCUUGAGUUGGGUGAGUGCAUAUAACGCCACUAAGGCAGCCAUCGAUGCCUAUGCGCAGACUUUGCACGGCGAAAUGAAACCUUUUGGCGUGCGUGUCCAUAGCGUGAUUACUGGUGGCGUCGAUACUGCCAUCUGCGACGCUAAUGUGAGAACGUCGUUGGGCGAGUCCUAUUAUGAAGUGCCCGGGGUCUAUGACUCGAUUAGAUCUUCUGCGAUGAUGAGCCGUGAUGUUAAUAUCUCUCCCGAACAGUACGCGAGGGAAAUCGUGGUUGAUUUGCAUAGAUGGAGAGACCCAGGGUUCAAUUUGUACCAUGGCGCGAGAAGUUAUUUGUUGCAUUGGGUGAGUCGCUGGUUGCCGUUGUGGCUUGUAGAGUUUGGUGUCCAGUACCAUUUUAAGCAGUUGAAGGUGUUGAACUAUGUUGCCAAGUUGGUCAAGCUGGGUAAAUACACUAGAAAACACAUCAAGGAGGAUUAA
Lodderomyces beijingensis is the source of this 897-nucleotide messenger RNA. Lineage: Eukaryota; Fungi; Ascomycota; Pichiomycetes; Serinales; Debaryomycetaceae. The record is from the annotation of a GenBank genome assembly.